GGUGGCAUCUACCCACAUUUUUUCACACCUCUGCUUCCUAGCUACUCUAUUCUGAAACUUGAGUUUCGCAUAUACAUCUUGUCAGCUAGAUAAUAUGGCUCUAGUGGGCAAAUUGGAGACUGAAAUAGAGGUAAAAUCCUCUGCUGAAAAGUUCUUCAGCACAUACAGAGCAAAAGCACAUAUUGUCCCCAAAACUCACCAUGAGAAUUUACAUGGCGUUGAGGUCCAUGAAGGUGAUUUGUACUCCUCAGGCUCAAUCAAGCAGUGGACUUUUAACUUAGAUGGGAAAGUUCAGACUGUAAAAGGAAGGAUACAUGUAGACGAGGAAAAGAAGUCUGUAACUUCUGUCACAGUGGAAGGAGAGAUACUGAAAAAGUACAAAAGCUUUAACGUCACCAUUCAAGUUAUACCCAAAGGUGAAGGUAGCCUGGUGAAAUGGAUUUGGGAGUAUGAGAAAGUAAGCCUGGAUAUUCCAGACCCGAAGAAAUUCCUGGAUUUAGCUAUCAAUGUCACCAAGGAUGUUGAUGCAUACGCUACUAGCGCUUCUUGUUUUUUGAAAAGCUGUGCUGCAGAUGCAAGACAUGUCUGCUGUUGCUGUCCUCCUUCUCUCCUCUUUCUUCCUAUUGCUCUUUUGCAGACAUUGUCACUGCAGUCGUUGCUUGCUUCAUAUCAUCAAAUGGCUCAAAUCGAAAAGCUGGAAGUCCAAACAGAGAUUAAAUCCUCUGCUGCUAAGUUUUAUGAGAUUUUAAGAAGCAAAGCGUAUCUCAUACCCAAGAUCUGCCCUGAUUAUGUAAAGGACAUUCAAGCUCUUCAAGGCGAUUGGGACUCUGUGGGCUCAGUCAGGCUGUGGACUUAUGUUGCUGGGAAUUGUGAGACAGUUAAGGAGAAGGUGGAAUCCAUAGAUGAGCAAAGUAGGACUAUCACCUUCAACAUAUUGGAAGGAGAGAUCAUGAAACACUACAAGACUUACAAGCCAAUCGUUCAGGUCACAACAAUCGGUCCAGGCAGCUUGGCAAAAUGGAGUAUAGAAUAUGAGAAAAAAAACGAGGACAUCCCACCUCCUCACAAGUACAUGGAGUUUCUAGCUAACUUCAACAAGGCCGUUGAUGCUUACCUUCUUGCCAACAAGGCAUAGAAUAAAAAUGACAUGCCUUUUAAAAGUAUUGUUACUUAUUGCAUAUAACUAAUAAUUAAUAAAAGCUUUAAAGCUUUAUGGCA
Molecule: messenger RNA, 1218 nt
Organism: Hevea brasiliensis (rubber tree)
Lineage: Eukaryota; Viridiplantae; Streptophyta; Magnoliopsida; Malpighiales; Euphorbiaceae
Product: MLP-like protein 34
Exons: 5
Coding region: 95-1135 (346 amino acids)
Biological process (GO): defense response; abscisic acid-activated signaling pathway
Molecular function (GO): abscisic acid binding; signaling receptor activity; protein phosphatase inhibitor activity
Source: RefSeq, a predicted model, not a curated record